AGUGCCCGGUAGUGCCUUGUGGCUCUGUGAACUGUGUUGACCACACAAUUCUGUGUGUGUGUGUGUGUGGAUGGGUGGGUUUGUGGAUGAAUACGAAGAGGGUCUUACACACUCGGACAGCAUUAACGUCAUAACUUAUUACAUAAAGAAACUUUCUGGGACCAAAGGAGAUGCAGUGGUGCAAAUGGGCUGGCAAAUGGAAAUCUCACCUACCAGGACAGGAGUACAGGAAGAGGACGCCUGUGAUUUCCUAUUUAAAAUUAUCUUUGUUGGAGACAGCAACGUGGGAAAGACGUGCAUCAUCCACAGCUUCAAGUCUGGAGAGUUCAGAGACAAACAGCAUAACACUAUUGGUGUAGACUUCACUGUGCAUACCAUGGAUAUAGACGGCAAGAGGGUGAAGAUGCAGAUAUGGGACACGGCUGGCCAGGAGCGUUUCCGCACCAUCACACAGAAUUACUAUCGCAGUGCUCAUGGGGCUAUGAUCGCCUAUGACCUGACGCGCCGUUCCACUUUUGACUCACUACCUCACUGGAUACAUGCAGUAGAACAGUAUGGAGUUGCCAAUGUAGUCUUUGUAUUUAUAGGUAACAAGUGUGACCUGCAGCCCCAUCGACAGGUGUUGUUUGAGGAUGCCUGCACUCUGGCUGAACAGAAGGGUGCUCUGGCCGCCCUGGAGACAUCUGCUAAGGAGAACCAUAAUGUACAAGAAGCCUUUGAGCUGAUGGCACGGGAGCUAAUAGUACGAAAUGGAGGCAUAGUCCCACAUGAAGCCUUGUCAGAUUCCUCAAAUCCCUUUCUAUACACUGAGACUCACUCAAUUGGUGAAGUGGAGUCCCUAGAGAAGAAGUCCUGUGAGUGCUGAAAUAUUGGGAUUUAAAGGAAUGGUGUUCUUUCAGAGACCAUUUAAAGACUUCUAAAACAUUCUCAAGCAUUAACCCGCAUUAGUACAGUGAAUUGUGGUUCAGAGGAGAAAUGGCUACAGACACACUCCAUUUUCAAAUACUUGCUACAUGCUCUCACGUAUAUACACGGUGCACAGGGGGACAUGUGCAAUAUUGUGUGCAAUAUGAUAGUUUAACUUAUAAAUUAACUUUGUGUGUUCUUUUCCCAUGUUAAUGAGAAAUAAAAUGGAAAAAUGAUCAUUAUGGCUGUGAACUUUCUGAAAACACUUA
Messenger RNA from Ictalurus furcatus (blue catfish), 1175 nucleotides. RefSeq names its product ras-related protein Rab-19 (gene rab19). Gene Ontology annotation, molecular function: GTPase activity; GTP binding. The record is from RefSeq and is a predicted model, not a curated record. The transcript is spliced from 5 exons. Gene Ontology annotation, cellular component: trans-Golgi network. Bases 71 to 865 code for a protein of 264 amino acids. NCBI's taxonomy places the organism in Eukaryota, Metazoa, Chordata, Actinopteri, Siluriformes, Ictaluridae.